AUGCCCCGCGCCUAUGACGCGGGAAUGCCGGGCAUGGCAUGGAGCAGCCCAGGCCCCGGCCGUGGGGUUGGGACCACAUCAACAGCCCGCAGCUCCAGUAAGAGCCCCUUGAGCUCCAUCAACGGCGACCCGCGGGAGGUUGCAAGCCCCAAAGGCGGCCGCACAUCACCUCGCGCCCCGCGACGCGCCACCGUUUUCUUGGAAGCCACUCCCACCUCAACCCCAGCUUGCCUGGAAGUCAAGCAGCUCGAUCGUACUCACGCCAAUACCCUGUCCGGGCGCACCACUCCCAAUGAACCACUUCAUGGCUCAUUUGAGGACAGUUUUGGCCUUGAGAUGAUGACGCCCCUCGCGAACAGCAGGGCGAGCCCCGCCCGCCGUCAACCCGCCCCCACCUGGCGCGUUCUGUGCGCUCAAUCCAAUACACCAGAAGAGUGCUCUCCGCCCGCCGAGCGCACAGAUGCCGUUGUAAUAUAUUCGGCAGAGCCUAGUCCGCUUUGUCCCCAGUCAUCUACCGCCGGCCGGGGGCAGCAACAAAGCGCUGCUCCCCCUGGUAGACUUUUACAGACUCGAUCCGAACCCGACUUGCUCCCUUCGCGUAUCCGUGGUUCAGAUGACAGAGCCGCCAGCACGGCCCGAAACCGCUUGCGGCGCGCCCACGCCGCUCACGUGGAGGCAUCACCAGCAAUGCCCAAAGAAGACGGCAGGACGUUGCAGCCGGCUCGCCCAGCGCGGGUCGUCAAAUCCGCCUCUCUUCCCAACCUCUCGUUGCCCCGCCGCAUUGUGUCGGCACCGCAACCAUCUACCCCGACUGCCAGCAAGCUCACCUCCUCUGCAGACCAUACCGAGAACGCCUCUCGUAGUCAUCUCGACACGCUUGCUAGCAGCUUUGCUCAGUAUCUGCAAACCUUUCACAUCACCGUGCACAUGGAACAGCGGGGCCUUGGCUUGCAGCUGGGCAGCGUCAACAGCAACGACAUGGGUCUGGUCGUCCAGCAUGUCAGCCCGACGAGCCCCUCAGCCCACUUACUUCGCCCCGGUGAUGUCCUUCUCAAGAUCAAUGGACGGGAUGUUCAGCAUUUGUCGACCAAAGAAGCGAAACACGUCAUUGUUGAGGAAAUUGUUCAAGAUGCCAAUGUCAUGCAACUUGAUAUCCUGCGCUUCAUGGUCCCUUUUCACACCAGCCCGAUACAGCGAGGUAACCCGGUGCCGGCCAAGGUUCCGGUACGAGGGGUGCCCCAGCGGCCCGACCUACCACGUACCGAGCGCCCAAUCACGCCACAUGCAAUCGAUCAGGUGACGCAGCCACCCCCCGUGCUUGAGGAUGACCCACAGCCAGCAGCAUCGUGUGAGAGUGUGUCCACCACAGUGGGCGAGCCCCAAAAUGUGGAAUGCGAGGCAGUGACAGAACCCAAGCCUCGGGUAGUGAGCCUGCCGAACGUCGAGAGCCCAAUCCGAACGGCGACUGAAACGGCAGAUCUACCUUCCAUUGCCAUCAUGGAGGCCACUGCGUCUUUUCACAGCCUGGAAGAUUCGGGCAGCUUUGAUUCGUUGACGGCACUGGGCCGCGCUGCCCUAGAUCUGUCGCCGGCGGGAGACCGGACGCUGAGCACGAUCCACGAGAGUGAGGUAGAAGAUAGCUCGCUUAUCAGCUCGACCUCCAUCCUUGAUAUCUCCGUUCGCGCGUGUCUAGAGGCAGCACAGAAUCGCUACCGUGAGCAGUGUGCACCUUCGACGGGGGCUUUGAGAGCGGGAACUCGUCACCUCGAGCAGCAUGAUACCUCACAAGAAUCAGAUCAGGGCAGCGUUGUCACUCUUCCCGGUCCUCGAUGUGAAGCACACGCUACUGCUGCUUCGUCGCCAAACAAAACGCCGACGCCUACGCCUCGCCAUGGGGCCGGGGCAGUAAAGGCACCGCGCCACCGGAACCGCCGCCCGCUUCAGCGCUUUGGAGAGUUUCCUGUCUGUGACAUGGAUACAUUGCUAGAGGCCACGCAAGAGGAGGCGACCCUCUUGGUAGCUGCACUCCAGGACGAUACUGCAACUGACGAGCAGCUGCCAGAGGUGGCAUCCCUCAUUUCGCGAAGCUCAGUGGACACUGAGGCCAGCGCCGGCCGUUAUGCUGACAUGUUACAGGCCUUUGACAACUUUGUGACGGAGCGCCAUUCAGCGCCCCAGCUGACACACUCGAGCCUGAGUGCCGGCCUCUCCCCAAUUUCGCUUCGCUCAUUGGUGGCCAUGGGAGGGGAUGAGGCUAGUCGGCUAGGCACUCGACGCAACCCAGAUCCGCUGAUCAUCUCCGCCAUGUUAUCGCUGCCUCCAAGUGCGCGGUCGUUGGCCGAUUUGGCCAUUGGCGUGCAGCAGAGUUACGAGGGGGGCCUGGUCGUGAGCCCAGCUGCCUCGCAAGCUCCGCGCUGUGCCCUGCGGGCCCAUGAUCGCAUUGUAGAGGUAAGCCAGUGCAAGGUGCCUGGACGAUGGACGCCUGUUUAUCGGUCUUUGCGCUCACGUGGCUGUGUGGUGCCACAGGUCAAUGGGCUUUCGUUGCUCAAUCUCAACUUCUCGCAGGCACUUGAGGUGCUUCAGCGCGCCUUGGCUAGACCUGACGAGGUACUGGUGGCGGUGUGGCGCAGCAGCAACGGAUACGCUGUUCCGAGCGGGCGGUAA
Messenger RNA from Monosiga brevicollis MX1, 2664 nucleotides. RefSeq lists its product as uncharacterized. NCBI's taxonomy places the organism in Eukaryota, Choanoflagellata, Craspedida, Salpingoecidae. Gene Ontology annotation, molecular function: protein binding. Bases 1 to 2664 code for a protein of 887 amino acids. The transcript has 2 exons. The record is from RefSeq and is a predicted model, not a curated record.